Messenger RNA from Paramecium octaurelia, 417 nucleotides. NCBI's taxonomy places the organism in Eukaryota, Ciliophora, Oligohymenophorea, Peniculida, Parameciidae. The record is from the annotation of a GenBank genome assembly.
AUGAAAGAAAUUCCACAUUCAGAAAAUAAGCAAAUACCAUUAUGGCUCAUCAAGAGUCUUCAAUUAAUGGAACUAUUAAAGAUGCUGCGUGAAGAAGUCAACUCUUACGAUGAGCAAUCAAGGUUAACGUCAAAACCUAAAGGUAAUGUCAAUCAAAUUUUAGAUGAUUUUAUUGAACAAUGCUUUGAUAAUGCCUCAAAUGACAUUAACUCUCCUUUCUCUUCGUUCUUAGAACAAACAGAUUAAGAUCAUUACAUAACAAAGAGAGGUAAUGGCUGCUCUUUUUAAAAUGGUCUUAAAGUUUUUAAGUGUAAAGAAUGCUCUGAAGAUUUCAGUACGCCAUAAAGGUUAGGAAACCACACCUCGAAAAGGCAUCUUAGUAUUGAAAGAAAAAAGAAACAGAUCAAAAAAAAUUGA